This is a messenger RNA of Racocetra fulgida, 402 nucleotides long. The record is from the annotation of a GenBank genome assembly. NCBI's taxonomy places the organism in Eukaryota, Fungi, Glomeromycota, Glomeromycetes, Diversisporales, Gigasporaceae.
AUGUUCAUUGAACGUUAUGAUCCAACAAUUGAAGAUUCAUAUAAAAAGCAGAUAGAAGUUGAUAACCAAAUCUGCGUAUUGGAAAUAUUAGACACGGCAGGGACUGAACAAUUCGCUGCCAUGAGAGAUUUGUACAUGAAAAACGGCCAAGGUUUUAUCCUUAUGUUCUCGAUCACUGAACAAUCAACAAUAAAUGAGUUAGCGGAGUUAAGGGACCAAAUUAUAAAAGUAAAAGGUUCAGAUACGGUUCCAAUGGUAUUGGUUGGUAACAAAUGCGAUCUUGAAAAAGAUAGAAUGGUUACCAAAAAACAAGGUCUUGCACUUUCCCAAACAUGGGGUAAGCAACUCAUAUAUAAAAAAAAAAAGUGCAACAAAUUAAUUGAUCUAGUAAAUAUUCUUUAG